UGCUCGGGAGCACUAGAGGAAGCCUUGGGCUGCUCGUGAGGGGCCUUCGGCAUUGCUGUCCUGCGCACAUACCCACUCGGCGCGCAGUCGGUCUAAGGUUAUUCCUUGUCUGGCCGUGAAGGACGAAAGAGUAACUAAGUAACCUGCUGAGGUAGUGCUCUAAUGAGCUCUUCUGAGGUGUUUUGGGGAUGACAUGGUAAGACGGAUGACUUAAAAGUCACGUAAAACUGCUCACCCGCACUGCGUUGCCCGUGUCGUGCCGUUCGUGGCCUUCUGGACCCCUUGUUGAGUUGCAGGAGGUAGUCGCCUGUUUGAGAGGAUUUGCAAGUGGUAUUAUAAUGCGGCUGGAUUCAACAAAUAUGGGUUAAUGCGAGAUGAUACAUUGCAUGAAGAUGAUGAUGUAAAAGAGGCAUUGAAGAGACUUCCAGAACAUCUGUACAAUGAGAGAGUAUUUCGCAUAAAGCGAGCACUGGACUUAAGCUUGAAACAUCAGAUCCUUCCCAAAGACCAGUGGGUGAAGUAUGAAGAGGAUCACCAUUAUCUCGAACCAUACCUUAAAGAAGUAAUCCGUGAAAGACAAGAAAGAGAAGCAUGGAACAAGAAGUAACUAUUGAACUACUUCAUGCAAAUAUCCAGAUAUUUCUGAUAUUUUAAACAGUUGGUUGUAGAGUUCCAUGGGGAGGCAGUUGUGGGGCUGAGGAAUACUGUUUCAGCUUCAGUUCAUUGAGUCUGAUCAUCCAACUAAAAUAAACAUGUCAAACUAUAAAAA
This is a messenger RNA of Serinus canaria (Common canary), 769 nucleotides long. RefSeq names its product cytochrome b-c1 complex subunit 7. Gene Ontology annotation, biological process: mitochondrial electron transport, ubiquinol to cytochrome c. Bases 368 to 607 code for a protein of 79 amino acids. The transcript is spliced from 4 exons. The record is from RefSeq and is a predicted model, not a curated record. Lineage: Eukaryota; Metazoa; Chordata; Aves; Passeriformes; Fringillidae.